AUGCUUCUUCAGUUCUGCCUGUUGAUGUUGCUCUUCCUAUCUACAUGGUCACCAACUGGACAUGCUGAAAACAGUAGCCCUCCAGAAGAAGUGAUACUCUUGAGGGUCACUGAUAGUAGAAAACAUACUUCCCCAGGCUGGCUGUCCUAUAGCCUGCAAUUUGGUGGAGAAAGACACAUUAUUACCAUAAAGCCCAAGAAAAACUUGAUAUCCAGAAACUUCUUAUUACUCACUUAUAGUGACCAAGGUGAUCUCCUUGAAGAACAACCUUUUGUGCAGAAUGACUGCUACUACUAUGGCUAUGUGGAUGAAGACCCAGAAUCCCUGGUCAUCGUUAACACCUGUUUUGGGAGUUUGCAAGGCAUACUAGAGAUAAAUGGCACAACUUAUGAGAUCAUGCCCAAGAGCUCAACUUCAACAUUUGAACAUCUGGCUUACAAAAUGGACAGUGAGGAGUCAGAAUCAAUUCGCAUGAGAUGCGGGUUAAACGAAGAGGAAAUGGCACGACAAAUGAAGCUUCGAAAAAUCAAUGAUUCUAUACUUUUGCAAAACUCAUAUGAGAAUUGGUGGACCCACCACAGGUUUAUUGAAUAUUUUGUUGUAAUAGAUCGUAACCAGUAUGUUUAUAGAAAUGGCAAUAUCACAGCUUGUAUUCAAGAUAUAUUGCAAAUAGUCAAUGGGCUAAAUGGUUAUUAUCUUCAAAUAGAUACUGACAUAGUUUUAACCACUCUUUCAUUCUGGAAUGAGAAGAACCAUGUCAACAUAGAACAAAACAUACAUAAUGUCUUAAGUAAUUUCUGCAUUUGGAAGCAAAAAAACAUAGGCAAUCGCAUUAGACAUGAUAUCAUACACCUUUUUGUCAGACACAGAUAUGGUAAAAAUUUAGCAUUAGCUCAUGUAGGUACAGUUUGUACACCUAAUAAUUGUGCAGUUAAUAGUUUCAUCUCUGAUUCAAUGUCAGAAAUGGCAUUUAUUAUAGCGCAUGAGAUGGGUCACAACUUGGGUAUGCUGCAUGAUCUAAGUGGAUGUACUUGUAGGAGAAAAAGCUGCAUAAUGGCCCCAUAUAAAUCAAAUUCACCAAAAUUCAGCAACUGUAGUUAUGAAGAAAUGCUUUCAGUUGUUACCAGAAGAAAUUGUUUAUAUAAUACUCCAGAUACACUAGUAACAACACUUGUGGCCAUUUGUGGGAAUAACUUGGUUGAGGAAGGAGAGCAGUGUGAUUGUGGGAGCUCUAAAUCCUGUUCAAAAGAUCCAUGCUGUAGCGAGGGCUGUGUCCUCAAACCUGGUGCUCAAUGUGCUUUUGGGCUUUGUUGCCAAGAUUGCCAGUUCCUUCAAACAGGCACCAUGUGUAGAAAAGAGAAAAAUGAGUGUGACCUUCCAGAGUGGUGCAAUGGAACUUCAGCUGAGUGUCCAGAAGAUGUGUAUAAAGAAGACGGAAGCCCUUGCUCUGGGGGUUAUUGCUAUAAAAUGGCAUGUCCUGAACGUGAGGCACAGUGUAAGAAUAUUUUUGGCAAUGGAAGUAGAAGUGCAAAUGAAAUGUGCUACUAUGAAAUGAACACAAGAGGUGACCGUUUCGGUAACUGUGGUAACCGUAGCUCUAGCUACAUAAGAUGCACUAUGGUGAAUGUACUCUGUGGAAGAAUUCAGUGUGAGAAUGUGACAGAACUUCCUCAAAGGAGAAACCAUGAAACACUGCAUUGGACUCACUUCAAAAAUUUCACCUGCUGGACUAUGGACUAUCAUUUUGGUAGUACCUUACAGGACAGUGGAGCAGUGCAAGAUGGCACACCUUGUGCUCCAGACUAUUUAUGUGUUGAUAGAAAGUGUGUCAGCAAGUCUGUUCUGGUAAGUAACUGUUCAGAAAUCCUAUGCAAUAUGCAAGGUGUCUGCAACAAUAAACACCACUGCCAUUGUAAUGACACAUGGGAACCCCCAGACUGUCGACUACCUGGCUUUGGAGGUAGUAUAGACAGUGGACCAUCUCCUGGGCACUUAGGUGGUAAGAAGGAGACUGGUAAAGUUAGCAUCAUCCUCAAAAGAAAAAGCAGUAGAAAAAACGGAACCUGA
Messenger RNA from Arvicanthis niloticus (Nile rat), 2067 nucleotides. Lineage: Eukaryota; Metazoa; Chordata; Mammalia; Rodentia; Muridae. The record is from RefSeq and is a predicted model, not a curated record.